GCUAAGGAGAGCCGUCGACGCGUCAGUGAGGCUGCCUGGCGUCUGGUUUGUGUGAAACCCGUUGCCGUUUGCGUACAGGUAUCCCAAAACUGAGCAGAAGCUGGAGGAUGGGUCGUAGCUAUAUGGUGGAAGAUGCUGUGGAGAAGUAUCUGUCCAAACUUUGCAUACUAGGAGGAGCCACUCCAGUCACAGGGCUUCUCAUCGGCCAGAGCUCAGCACAGAGGGAUUUUGUUGUUAUGGCAACACAGACUUCACAAAGGGACGAGACCAGCACGAUAGCUGACGGCUCAUUGGAUAAACUAGACCUGGAGUGGGUCACUGAACAUGCUCGGCAGGUGUCCCGGAUGCUGCCUGGAGGCCUGUCAGUAUUAGGAGUCUUUAUCAUUUCUGAUACCGAUGCCAAAGACGCACUCAACCCACUCAGACAGCUGGUAUUUGCAGUGGAAAAAGUGAUCUCCAGGGAAUGUCUGUGGACCUAUGCAGAUGACGACAUCACAGACCGCGUCACACUGCAUAUCAACUCCAAAACCAGGAAAACCGCCUGCAGAACCUUUGAUAUUAAAGAUCCCAAGAGCACGGCCAAGCCCGCCGAUUGGAAGUACCAGUCGGGUGUUUGUUCCUCCUGGCCAAUGGUGUCAUGUUGUGUUGAAGUGGAUAUCCCACUGGUACUGCGAGAGAAAAGAACCAGCUUGGAAUACAUGGAGAAAAGUCUCAAGGAGGGAGUGGAAACGUGGGCACAGCAGAUUGAGAAUGGAGUUUUCCUCAUCGAUGGAAAACGUCUCCCAGAUGACUCAGAGCUCACUACGGGACAGAGAAAGAACUUAAAACAGACCUUCAGAGCUCAGCUGCUACUCACACCGCCCAGCCAGCAUGAGCAGCAGGCCCCGGGUCUGGUGCAGCAGUACGGAGGCAGUGUAUCGGUGAGAGGAGCCGUCCAUACCAGAGCCUACUUACACAGCAACAAGCCAAAAGCCUCACUACCCGAGAAGCUGCUAAAGCGGGACAUGGUGUCGACGGUAGCCGUCAGGGUUCAAAUGCUUAUGGAAGAGCUGCUGUCUGCGCAGGAGGAGAACAGUGGCAUCUCAGCAGACAAACAGACAGCAGACCACCUCUGCCUCCCUCGCCGGGUGUUCUGUCCAGUGAAAGGAGCGGGACCUAUACAUGUGUGUGACUACCAGUUCGAUGAUGAGGAGCUAUCCGAGGUGACAGACAGGCUGAAAGAGAUCCUGGACAUAGAGGCUGAACAAGAAGACUUGGACGCCACACAGGAAAUGGUCGGUCAGUCUGCAGAGACAGAAGAGGCAGCAGAGCCCAUAGCUGAGCCAGUUCUGGAGCCCAAAAGAAAGAACUAUACCGGUACCGCCGUGGCCACCGCUGUCGCCCUGCUCGCCACAGCUGCCUCGCUGCUCUAUCUUAAUGAUUACUGACCCACAAAUGCAAUCAAAAUAAAGUAUUUCUGUUGUUUCAGUCUAAGGUUUGAUGUUGUGUACCGUUAUUUACUACCAUGCGCGACAGCUCCCAGAAAUUAUUUUGUAAAAUCAAAAUCAAUCAUUAAGACACCGUUUAGCCAUCCCUCCAUUAGCCACACCGCUUAUCCUGCUCUCAGGGUCGUGGGGAUGCUGGAGCCUAUCCCAGCAGUCGUUGGGCAGCAGGCGGGGAGACACCCUGGACAGGCCGUUAGGCCGACACACACAUACUGUAUUGAGAUAUUAAUAUUUCACGUUGUCCCAUAAAGGUUUUCUGGAACAAGACAACAGUAAACAGACCAUAGUUUGUGUGACAAAUGUGCAUUUUAGCCUCACGUGGUCAGACAAGACGUCAGACCACGUCUUGUCUGAGCCACAUUUGUCAGAACCGGCACUGCAUUACCAUAUUGACCUCAAGUCAGAGGAAAUGAUGGUUGCCAAAAACUAUCUGAGGCGCGAGAGAGAGGCUGGUGCUGUUCAAGACACGCACACCGUGGACAACCUACUGGGUUCUGAUAUGUUCCCUUCGCUGAAAGCUAUUAGUCAGGUUGCCUUGACCCUACCAGUUAGCAGCUGUAGCUGUGGAAGGUCUUUUAGUGCCUUGCGUCGGCUCCACACCUGGCUCAGGAGGACCAUGGGGCAACGCAGAUUCCAGCACCUGGCUGUGAUGUCAGUCGAGAAGGAGGUGCUUGAGUCGGUCACCAAAAAGUGAUUGAUAGAUUCGCCACCCUCAAGGUGAGGUGACAGCUUAAUUCCUAAGUGACACUGUACUGUAGGGUAAGAUGAGUUGGGUUUUGGGGUGAAUUGAGCCAGCGUUAAAACUUUAUUUAUUCAGUUAUUGUUUACCCCCCAUUGUCUUUUAUUUUGAUGCUGGUAGUUCAGGAAGAAAGUGACUUUUUUUAAAAAAAAUUCAUUUAAUCAAUAUUUUUCUACCUUUGUAAGCCAAGUGAUUGUUUUGUGGCUCAACAUUAAAGUAAGU
Lampris incognitus (smalleye Pacific opah) is the source of this 2445-nucleotide messenger RNA. RefSeq names its product odr-4 GPCR localization factor homolog (gene odr4). Gene Ontology annotation, cellular component: endomembrane system. The transcript has 14 exons. NCBI's taxonomy places the organism in Eukaryota, Metazoa, Chordata, Actinopteri, Lampriformes, Lampridae. The record is from RefSeq and is a predicted model, not a curated record. Bases 108 to 1427 code for a protein of 439 amino acids. Gene Ontology annotation, biological process: intracellular protein localization.